GGUCCGCCAUCAUUCUCUCGUUCCUCGACACAUCGAGACUAUACAGAGGACGUCUGGCCAGUUAAGCGCCGGAAACAGACGGAAUUUUACGGGACAGUCCGAAAUGAAGACGCCAUAUUGAAUAUGAAUGGUGUAUUAUGUGAUUUUUUUUCUCCCGGCCUCCUUCAGAAUAACCGAGAUCUGAGCUCUUCCAACCGCGCUUUUUUUGCACAAUAGAUCGAAAGCGGAUGGUUACUACUACUAUCGCGAUUGCACUUAUGCAGAGAGUGAUUAACACUGCAGUGAGAAACAAUCACCCGGCUUAUAUAAUGAUUUCAUUGACUCUACUGUUUUUUCGUUCAAGGAAUUAGUAAAUCCUGCAGAUUGUAUAAUUCGGGUGUUCGCUCUGAUUCUUAAGGGCAUGUUUUCUGACGAGAAAAACAGACCACUACAUUGAGUGAUAGCCUUCUUAGGAAAGAAAACUAGACAGAAAAAAUGGAGGAGAACCCUGACAACACUAUGGAUGAUUGUGUGAUCAUUGUGGAGGAGAACGAAGCAGAAAGCAGACAGAGUCAGAAUGAGAAACCGGGCGAAGGAAGCUCCAGAAACUUGCUGGACACCUGUGCGGUGUGUCUUCAGAGCUUGCAGAGUCGAGAUCCUCGGCUGCUUCCCUGCUUACACUCCUUCUGCUCAAAGUGUGUGCCGCCACCGGCGAGAUAUGUGGCCUUAGCGGUGGGCAAACCUACAGCACCCGGUGGCGCGAACUCCGCUGCAGAGGCGAACAAAAAGCAGGUUGGAGUGAUACGUUGUCCAGUUUGCAAACAAGAAUGUGCAGAAAAAUAUGUAAUGGAGAAUUACUUUGUUAAGGACACUGCUGAAGUACCCAGCAGCACGGUGGAAAAAUCAAGUCAGGUCUGUACAAGCUGUGAGGACAAAACGGAAGCAACUGGCUUUUGUGUGGAGUGUGUAGAAUGGCUUUGUAAAACCUGUGUUGAAGCUCACCAGAGGGUUAAAUUUACCAAGGAUCAUGCCAUCCGCCAGAAAGAAGAAGUAUCACCAGAAGCUGUCUGCUUGCCAAACCAGCGACCGGUGUUCUGCCCCUUCCACAAACAGGAGCAGCUGAAACUGUUCUGUGAGACUUGUGACCGUCUUACCUGUAGAGACUGCCAGCUUCUGGAACAUAAAGAGCAUAGGUAUCAGUUUUUAGAAGAUGCAUUUAAGAACCAGAAGGGUUAUAUCGAAGCUUUGACCGCUAAACUGUUGGAGAAGAAUACCCAGAUUGACUGUGUGAAAGAGCAACUUAAAAAAAGGCUUAUUGAGAUUGAGGAUAAUCAUAAAAAGGUGGAACAGGAAAUUAAACUAGCCAUAUUAUCACUUAUUGUUGAGGUCAACAGACGAGGAAAAGGCUUAAUGAAUCAAUUGCAGGCUUUGGCCAAGGAUCGCAGGACGAAGCUAGUACAGCAAGAAAAGGAGAUUCUGAACUUUUCUAAACAUGUAGAACAUGUCCUGAACUUUGCCAAAUCUGCUGUUUGUAAUAGCAGUAGCACAGCUCUACUCUACAGCAAACGACUGAUUAUGUUCCAGCUUCAUUACCUUCUUCGGGCCAAGUGUGAUCCAUCCCUAAUAACAAACAGUACCAUACACUUUCACUGUGAUCCUACCUUUUGGGCCAAAAAUGUUGUCAAUCUAGGCUCAUUGAUAGUAGACAACAACCCUCUAAACCAACAGAACAGCCUAAAUACGUCAGCAUCAACAAGCCACAGUGGUCUGAACCAAGGAGAGCCUGCCUUACCACUUCAUCCACAAAGCUUUCUUUUAUCUAACAUACCUCCUGAUGUAAAUUUGUCUCAACUUCAGCAGCAAAUUGACCGUUUGGCACAGCGGAACAGCAUGGCUCUGAAGCUGCAUGCAGUCCCGCCUAAUCCACAAGGAGUUCAUUCUCAGAGUCCUGUAGGUGCAAGUCAGACUCAUUUGUUGCAGAGGCCCCCUGCGGGAUAUCACUGCCAGCAAGUACCUGCAGAAAGCUUUCAGGGUCUGGGUCCUCCAAGUCAGUCGGUUAUUCAUCGAACCAUGGUCACACCCCCACAACCUCCUCGCUUGAUUAACCUUCAAAACUUAAGAAGAGAAGUCAGCAGUUCCAGUAGUCAGGCCCAGCUAACAAAGAACUGGGAGAAUAUGCCCAAAGUACGAACUGAGUCAACCGCACACAACCUUCCAAGUCCAGAGGAAAUAAAUCAUCUAACACAACAAGCUUUCCACCAGCUUGGUAGUGCUGGGUCUUUAGUCUUGGACGAUUGUCUAGUUAAAGAUGGCAAAAAAGAAAACGCUCAUUCAAAAGCUUCUGUAACAAAUCCUUCCCCUGGACCAUCCACCCCCUCAUCAAGCAUUAAAGUGGCACAGAGUGCGAACAUACCAACAUCUUCUGCACAUACCUCCACUGAAGACAAUAAAGGCUGUUCAUUAACGUCAUCCCUUAAGACGGCUGGAAAAGAGCCCCAGAGUAAGCGGCCACUUGUCAGGUUAGAAUCAAUUCGCAUCAAGCCAGAACUUGGAGGAGUCAAGAAGGAAUAUGAUUUCCCUGUGAUAGUUGUGAAGGAAGAGGAUGAUGAAAAAAAGAGUACAGAUAAGGCUGCCUCUAGUAAAUGUACAAACAUUCCUGACAGCACAGGGGAACAAGACACAUCAGAUGAGGAGUUGUGCUACUGGGUGCCAAGAGGGCGCCAGGAGCAGAAGGAGAUGGGAGAAGGCAGACAGGAGGAUGAUCCAAAUGAAGACUGGUGUGCUGUUUGUCAGAAUGGAGGAGAGUUGCUCUGCUGUGAAAAAUGCCCAAAAGUGUUUCAUUUGUCCUGCCAUGUCCCUGCUUUGCUCACUUUUCCCAGUGGAGAGUGGAUGUGCACAUUCUGCCGUAGCAUUACAUUUCCCGAGGUUGUGUAUGAUUGUUUAAAUAGCCAGCAAAACUCAGAGAAGAGGAAAUCUGGAGGUCUGCCUGGUUUGCCCCCAACAGAUUUACGGAAAUGUGAAAGGCUGUUGCUUUUCCUGUAUUGCCGUGAACUAAGUGUUGACUUCCAGGAGCCCGUCCCGCCAUCUAUUGUGCCUGAUUAUUACAAAAUCAUCAAAAGACCAAUGGAUUUGUCACUUGUGAGAAGGAAACUCCAAAGACGAAAUACACACCAUUAUCAGAAACCUGAAGACUUUGUAUCAGAUAUCAGGCUAAUCUUUAAAAACUGUGCAGAAUUUAACGAGCCGGAUUCUGAAGUUGCCCUGGCUGGCAAGGUCUUGGACGAUUAUUUUCAUGAAAAGUUGAAACUUCUGUACCCUGAUAAAAAGUUUCCUCUUCCUGAACCUACCAAGCCAGCAAGAGAACACACAGGUUUCAGCGAUGAUUCGGAUGAUGAUGAUUUUAUUCAACCCAAAAAGAAACACUGGAAAACAGAAGAGCGGCUCAAGAAGACUUUACUCAUGUAGUGUGCUGUACAUAGGGGAGCGGAAUUUCUACCUGGCAAAUUUCAAAUAGUCAUAUCUCAGACACCAUUUUUUUAAAUCGUGCAGCAUACAGUAUCUUCUACUGUAUUUUUUAUUAGCAUUGGAAAAUAUUUUAAUGUGAAACACUUUUUAAACCGUGGAAUAACUUUUUAUAGUUCUUUCAAGAAUAUGUAAAGAAAAAAAGCGAUGGUAUAUCAAAAGUAAAUUCUGAGAAUCAGUUAAACAGUAUUAAAAAAUAUUUAAUAUAACCUUUUCAUAGACUAAUAUGAGUCCAAAUUUUAAGAUGAAUAAUGAAAAAUACAUCUGUACUAUAAACCAAA
Erpetoichthys calabaricus (reedfish) is the source of this 3782-nucleotide messenger RNA. It is a transcript of the gene trim24, whose product is annotated as tripartite motif containing 24. Lineage: Eukaryota; Metazoa; Chordata; Cladistia; Polypteriformes; Polypteridae. The record is from RefSeq and is a predicted model, not a curated record. The transcript is spliced from 18 exons. Gene Ontology annotation, molecular function: zinc ion binding; protein binding. The coding region runs from base 475 to 3444 and encodes 989 amino acids.